AUGUCUCAGUCAAGCACGCCAUUCGAUGGAGUCACUGAAGAUCCGUUUCUUUCGUCUUCAAAUCAGGAUCAGUUCUUCAAGGCCGACUUUGAGGAAUUAUUUGGCUCUAGUGGUUCGGAUGGAGCCAUCUUCUCUUCGAACAAUAGCGAAGUGUUUGACGGCACUGACUUCGCAUACGGAGAUGUCUCACGAUUGCCUGCCGACUCAUCAAGCUCCUCCGUCAUAUCGACGCCUGAACCCUCAAAUCACAGCUCUAAUCGGCACUCAUCAGCGUAUCCUACUCCAGAAGCGGACAAGCCGCAUCCUCAUCCAUUAAAAACUUAUCAGCCUUACGAAACGAGUAUACCUCAGCCCGUCUUCAAUUCUCGACCUUUUCCCAUCAAAUCACAGACGAACAACGUCCAACUCUAUUCAGCACAGCUGGUGCAGCCCGGCAGUCGCCGAAGAUCACUCAGUCAUGGCGACAUGGACCGAGUCGUAGCAGCAAGCAUACCGAACCCAACCUUCAUCCGUCUCCAAGCACCACGUGCCAGAACUAUACCUGAAGAACUACGGGGGAGAGACCUACACUCGCACUGUGGAAGGGGCUCAUGCCAAAGUCCCCCAACUAGAGACCGGCUGACGAAGCCUACAAGCAUGCCGUACUCGCUACAGUCUAGCCCAUUGGUAGGCGGUAUGCUGCCAACCCCGAUCGGAACGCCGUUGAACGUAAUGGAAAACACCGACUUCGACACCAACACGACUCAUCAAGAUCACAUCAUAGAAAACAACAAUCCGUUUUUUCCUUCCUUCCCAGAGGGCCCUCUCUUUCGACAAAUGUUGCGUCCAGAAGAACUUGAGAGAAGCCGGCAGAUUAUCGAAAUUGGAGCCCUUGCCGUCACCAGCCACGGUAGUAUUGACCCUAUGCUUCAACCAUACACUUCUGUAUCAAACCAAGAGCGUAUCUUGAAGAAACUGAUCGAUAUUGAAGAACACUUAGGGAAGAGCGGGGGCGCCGAGGCGCUUCGCAGUUGCAGAACAAUACGGGAGGCCUUGAUCGGGAAGACAGAGUGUGAAGAAGAGGCAAAGGGUGUGGAUAGAGUGUUGGAACAUGAUGGAAACACGGCAAUAAAUACCCCUAAGGAAGCAUAUUCCAAUUUGUCCAAUGGUUAUGAUGAUAACGAGAUCAUGGCAAUGCUGAUGAGUCAGCAUGGGGGGAGAGAAGGUGAAAAUGGGGAAUGA
Messenger RNA from Bipolaris maydis ATCC 48331, 1221 nucleotides. RefSeq lists its product as uncharacterized. The record is from RefSeq and is a predicted model, not a curated record. NCBI's taxonomy places the organism in Eukaryota, Fungi, Ascomycota, Dothideomycetes, Pleosporales, Pleosporaceae.